Sitophilus oryzae (rice weevil) is the source of this 2128-nucleotide messenger RNA. RefSeq lists its product as uncharacterized. The coding region runs from base 17 to 766 and encodes 249 amino acids. The transcript is spliced from 2 exons. Gene Ontology annotation, cellular component: nucleus. NCBI's taxonomy places the organism in Eukaryota, Metazoa, Arthropoda, Insecta, Coleoptera, Curculionidae. The record is from RefSeq and is a predicted model, not a curated record. Gene Ontology annotation, molecular function: DNA binding.
UGCGACAGAGAAUUUGAUGGUAGCCGGCAGCUUGUGUACCGAGAAAAUGAGGAACUACAAAAGAAAAACUCAGUACAUGCCUAUGACCGAAGAUCAACUCGCUGCGGCACGUACACUGAUCGCGAGAGGUGUUUCUAUCAGUCAGGCGGCCAAAGAAAUCGGGUUUCAUGAAUCGACACUAAGGGAUCGACUUCAGAAAGGGGGAGGAACUAAGCUUGGGAGAUUUCGAGCCACAUUUUCAGCAGAACAGGAAGCUCAGCUGUUAAACCACUGUAUCGACCUGGAUAAGCGAUUUUUCGGCCUUACUUUAAAAUCUUUGCGAUUCCUUCUAUUUAAAUAUGCCGAGGAGAAUAACAUUCCCCAUCAGUUCUCGGUUGAAGCGCAACUUGCAGGGAGGGAUUUUACACGAACCUUUAUGAAAAGAAACAAGUUAUCUUUGCGUGUUCCCCGGAAGACGAGUGUUGCCCGAACAAUGGGGUUCAACAGGAUUCAGCUCACUCAAUAUUUUAACAACUUAGAGGCCAUUAUGAAGAAGUACAAUUUUUCUCCCAACCAAAUUUUCAAUAUGGAUGAAACGGGGGUACAAACGGUCCCAAAUAUACUUCCAAAACACGUAGCCCCCACUGGAAAGAAGGAAGUCGCUAAGGCUGUAGCAGCGGAGCAAGGUCAAACAGUAUCCGCCGUGUGUGCAGUGAGUCCUAUAGGCUAUUUUGUGCCCCCUUUUUUUUAUAUACGCAAGAAAAAGAGAAAAUCGGCUUCUUAUUAAAGGUGGUCCAUUAGGAUGCGAGAUGGCUGUAACCGAUAAAGGGUACAUGAACACUCCCACUUUCAUCAAAUGGCUGAAUCAUUUCAAAAAGUAUGCCAAACCAAGUGACAGCAACCCCAUUUUACUAAUACUUGACAAUCAUGUGUCACACACAAGCCUGGAAGCAGUUUCUUUCGCAAAAUCAAACAAUAUUCACCUCCUUACUUUGCCACCUCACAGCAGCCACAAAACCCAACCUCUUGACCGCUGUAUAUUUCGUCCACUGAAGGCUUAUUACGAUGCUGCCGUAGAUUCAUGGGACGUUUCUCAUCCAGGAGAAACCUUCAGCGUUUACAACGUUGCUGAAUCAUUCAAGAUAGCUUUUGAAAAAGCAAGCUCGGUUGAAAACGCAGCUCAAGCUUUCAAAACUACUGGUAUUUUUCCAUUUAAUACCAAUAUAUUUUCGGAUGCUGAUUUUUUGCCAUCAGAAGUGACAGACCAGUCUCCAGGAGAAGAUCUGGAUGAGGAUGAUCGAAUGGUAUUAUUUAAUGAAGAGAAUGAUGUACAAAAAGAUGUGACUACAACUUCAGAUCUUGCUGUUGGAACAGAGCAGCCUAUGCAACAAGGCAACAAUCAUCCUGACAUUGCAACACCUACGGUUGAUACCGACCAUGUUCAGACUCCGUCAACAGCUCCUGCCGAUAUAAUCCCUUUACCUAAAAUAAAAAUUAAAAGGAAACGUAAAGGAAAAGGGUAGAAGUCCGAGUUGCUUACGUCAACACCGAAUAAGGAACGUUUGGAAAACGAAGCAGCUGAAAAAGAAAAGCAAGCUACUGAAAAGGAGCAACGUUCAAUAGAAAAGCAAAAACGCGCUAAAGAAAACGCAACAAGGCAGCUCUUCUCGCCCACCAACACAAAGAGAAGAAAGACAAAUUCUAACGAAGAUUCUUCUGACACGGACGCAGAUUACUCGAUUCAUGACAGCAGCUCUGAUGGUGAUUUUAUAGGUGAUGAUGAUGGAAACGAUCAAGUUGAAAGUUUUGAGCACUCACAGGAUGAAUCUGCAUUGAUGUUGCCAAAUGACUAUGCUGUAAUUAAAGUGGAUGGCAAAACAAAAAAUUCUUUCAGACACUUUGUUGCCAAGAUCGUUUCUAUUUAUCAAGAUGGUUAUGACGUAGUAUUUUACAAGCGAUUACCAAAUACUUACAAAUUUUCGGAAACAAAUGAAGAGUCCUUCGUAGAAGUCAAGGAUGUUGUUUUAAGAUUGUCAAAACCUAUUCUUAAUCUCUCUGCUAGGUUUCACAAUGUGCUUACUUUCAAAGAAGAUUUAAGAAGUUUCCGUAUGUUUUAAUCAACUUGUUUACUUGUUCUUCAUUGAUCUUA